AUGGCUACUUCCGACGGCUCAGUGCAGCUCUCGGUAUCGUCGAUACACGAAUUUGCUACAUCAAUACUGAAAGCCGCUGGUGUUUCUUCCGAGCACUCAAAAGUGAUUGCCGAUGCUCUUGUGCUCGCAGACCUCCGAGGAGUAGACACCCAUGGCAUCAACCGGAUCCCAGCAUACUUGACGCGGGUGAAAGCCGGCGUGCUUAACCCAGCACCAAACCUUGAAUUUGUGUCCAAAACGCCUGUAAUGGCACAACUGGAUGCUCAAAACACCUUUGGGUUCUUGGCUGCCAACCUUGCCGUGGAAAAAGCCGCGGAGAUGGCCAGUGUCUUCGGCGUCGGCAUUGUGGGAGUCAAAUCAAGCGGUCAUUUUGGAAUGGCGGCGACAUAUCUUCUCAAGGCCAUUGACAAGGGUCUGGGAGCAAUGGUUUUCACCAAUGCAUCACGAAGCAUGCCGGCGUGGGGAAGUAAAGAGCCUCUUCUGGGUACUAGUCCCUUUGCCGUCGGCUUGCCAGGUAGAAACGGAGAUCACUGGACGUUGGACAUGAGCCCGUCUGUGGUAGCCAGAGGCAAAAUUCGCAAAGCUCUGCGCCGUGGGGAAAAGAUCCCCGAGGGCUGGGCUUUGGAUGCUGAAGGGAAUUCAACCACCGACCCUGAAGCCGCCAUGGGCGGCGUGGUACUCCCCAUUGGAGGUCCCAAGGGAUCCGGUCUUGCUAUGAUGAUGGACGUUUUCGGCGGUCUUCUCACUGGGGCAUCGUUUGCCGGAAAUGUGAACGACGCGUACAAGGUACUGGACCGCCCGCAAGGCGUGGGACAUUGGAUCUUUGUGUUCAAGCCAGAUGCAUUUUUAGACAGCAUGGACGAAUACUACGAUAGAAUGGAGAUUGAGUUGAAGACGGUGCGAGAUAGCGCCAAAGCUGCAGGCGUCGACCGGAUAUACACCUCGGGAGAGAUAGAGAUUCUUAGAGAAAAAGACCUCCGAUCCAAGGGCGUCUCAUUCACUGCGUCAGAGGUAGAAGUCUUGAAUAAGACCGCGGAAGAAUGGGGCUGUUCUACUAGAUUAUGA
Talaromyces rugulosus is the source of this 1065-nucleotide messenger RNA. RefSeq lists its product as uncharacterized. NCBI's taxonomy places the organism in Eukaryota, Fungi, Ascomycota, Eurotiomycetes, Eurotiales, Trichocomaceae. The record is from RefSeq and is a predicted model, not a curated record. The transcript is spliced from 2 exons. Gene Ontology annotation, molecular function: oxidoreductase activity. The coding region runs from base 1 to 1065 and encodes 354 amino acids.